AGGGACUGCCUCGAUGGGCUUGAAAAAUCACUGCAGCAGCGGCGGCGGGCUGGUGGGAGAUGCAGCGCCCGGGCUGCGCGGCCGCGCCGCUCUCCCCGCCUCUCCCCUCCGGCUCCGGCCCUGACCCCGGCCCCGGCCCUGCCUCUUUUUUCCCGAGCCUGGCUCCAAACUUUUCCCGCUCCCCUCCCGUGUGUGCGGGAGCCCCGAGCUCAGCGGUCGCCCGGAGCCCGCGCCCCCGCCCGCCCGCCCAGGAGGGAUGCUGCUCCGGCAGCUGCUGGGGCUGCUCCGCCGCUGCUGGCCCUCCCUGCUGCUGCACUGUGCCCUCCACCCGCUCUGGGGGUCCCUCCAGAUCACUCAGGGCGAGCCCCAGAAGUCAUGCUCCAAGCCUGUAGCAGAGAAAUUUACAGAGAGCUGCCAGGAAAUUUGCCAGUGCAGGCCGCCUCCACUGUUACCACCGCCUCCUCCACCUCCGCCGCCCCCGAGGUUGCUAGCAGUGCCGACUCCCAAGUCUACCUUUUGUCCUACUGAAGAGACCUGGUGGCCAGGCCUGGUUAUUAUCAUUGCAGUAUGCUGCGCCACACUAGUGUUCCUCUUUGUAGUUGUCAUCAUUUGCUACAAAGCCAUAAAAAGGAAACCAAUGAGAAAAGAAGAGAACGGAACCAGUCGGUCGGAAUAUGCAAUGACCUCCUCCCAAAACAACAAAACAGUUGAUAACAAUGCGGUCGUAUAAUCCCCGAAGCCCCGCCAAGCGCAGGAGGUGGUAAACUUUCAAAGCACACACACAGAGUAUGCAAGGUGGGUGAAAUGAGGCAACCGAGGGAGCUCUGUGGCCAAGGACUUCAUUUCAGAAACAGCGCACGCAUCAGUGAUCCAGAAGAGAAAAACAGGCUGCUCUCCAGGCUUGCUGCUGCUCCAGGGAGGAUAAACUCACCCACCUGGGCUGCCCAGAGAAAAGGCCUCUGGGCAUAAGCACUGCAUGCUGCAUCCCAUGAAAGCGAUGUUGCGAUGUCUCCCGCUUCUUCUUCCUCUCUUCCCCUACUUUAAAGUAUGAAUUGAGUGUCACAAAAAGCUUCUGGAGUAGGAUCUUUUGAGGAGAGGGUGAUCUGCCAGAGCAGCAGUAGUUUAUCACAGGUGGGUCAGAGGGAGGUGUCUCCUUAUAAAUGGGAGGUGUCUCCCUCUAAAUGGUGAGAGGUGUCACCUAUGUGCUUCUCCGGCCUGUGCAGUUUGAUACAUUGAUGCUUCAUUCUUUUCAUUCUUACUGUUUUGUUAUUAAAAAGGGAACAAAGACUUCUGUUAAGCAAUCAAGCAAAAUUGGCCUGAACUUGUGACUUAUCCCAAGAAAUUUUUCUGUGGUCUGGUGACUAUGCAGUUUUCAUGGCUGAAGUUUCCAGGCAGGAGAAAUCAAAAUGUAAGAUUUUAGCAAUUAGCAUUGCUAUUGAAAGAGAUGUAAUUAAGAUGUGCUUUAAACAUUAUUGCUUCAUAAUCAGCCUCCUUUUUUGCGCCACACUUUUAUUUUAUCUUUAGAAAUGUUCCUUUGUGAAAUUCCAUGUUUUUCUGUGUUUGCAUCACACUGAUUCCCCAGGGAAACUCCUACAGGGAAGAUGCUGUUUACGUCUUGGUGUGAGUGUUUGGGCAGGAUUGUGUUGAAAGGACUAGCAGCCCUUUGAAAUUCUCUUCAUUCACUGGUUAGUGUUGUUCCCUCAAAGUGUUGAGUCUCCUGAACUGAUGCACUGAGGACAUUGCAGGUCUGGCUUGUAGGACCACUUUGGAGGGUCUGGUAGCUGAUUGUGUGCUCAGUCCCUGCCUCUCCUGAGCCAAGGCUGACAGUGGUGCCAAGUUCAGUGUACAGUUCACUAUACUUUCCAUGACGUGGAUUGCAGACUAUUUGAGGCAAAGCUGAAUCUACCCAAAUUCAUUUCACGUAGGAUCUCAGGUCAGACUCAGUAAGUAGCCCUUAGGAUAAAGGUGAUGAGACUAGUUGAGAUGCUGGUCUUUCCCUACCUCCUGAAAACUUUCCUUUGUGUCCUAUCUCCAUGUGUAUGUCUCCAUUUACCUCUGUGCUGAAAGUAGUGAUGCAGUCAAAGACAAAUUUACACCCUGGCAUCUUGUCUGGACAUAAAACUUUGGUACCACUCAGUCUCUGUGUCUGUGGGUAACUCCAGGCACCGAUGCAGUCUCGCUCUGGGACCUGGCUGUCCCCAGCUGUGUUGUCCCUCAGUACUGCAGCACACCAAUACUUUCAGUUUUAUACAAGGAUGUGCCUGAACUGCAGAAAUCAGACCUGGAUUUUGAGUGCAUCCCGGCCUGUGGGUAAUCUAUUCCUGGGAUGCAGAGUUUGGCAUGAUGGUAGAGGAAGACAACAUUCUGCAGAUCUUCCCAAAAAAAGCUCUGGAAUAUUCAAAUCAGCAGUCUCAGCUCAGGCCCAUCUGCAGUUUUCUAUUACCUAUCAAACAAUAGGGUGUGUGUAAAUAUAAGUACCUUUUCAAUUAUAACAUGAAAUGCUGCUAUAUAUUGCUCUUGAGAAAUGUAUGUAGUUAUUAAUUUAGCUUUUUAGUCUGUCAUCACUAUGUAGAAGUUUAACUGCAUAAAAAUAUUUUUUAAAGUUAGACUUUCUUGGGAAGUGAAUGCAAUUGCAAAAGUUAAAGGAGGCAAGUAACUCUUUGCCCAUGAGUAUGAUCAUUCCCACCCACAUUAAUGUUGUGUGCUUCUGCAAGACACAGUGAUAUAUUCUUCGAUCCAAAGUGGGAUUAAAAUUGCAGAAUUUACAAUUUGAGUCUAGUGUCCCAAAUGUUGAUUGCCUAAAGCACUUAGCCCCUAAAUACUAUAAUAAAAAUAUUACAAGUAUAUUUCUAGAAUAUUUUUAAGCUAUAACAUUUAUUUUGGUGUAAUUACCUAUGUUUGCCUUUCUUUUUUUCUUUCAACUCCAGUUGUUUCAGCCUAAAUGUGGAAAUGUGGCAUAGUUUAAGACUGGUUGCAUGUUUAUCUGAGAGUAUAAAGUAUGACUGCAGAUAAGUUUAGCAUAAUAUGGGCUCAGGAUUAGCACUUUUCCCUAAAGGUUUCAAUUUUAUUUGUUUCCUAAUACAGCUUUAAAGGCAUGUUCUGUAAGGUCAAAAUCACAAAAAGGAUUUGUAGAUCAUUGUGUCCAUCAAAGUAUGUCUGUUUUUGCAAAAAAAAAAAAAAAAGAGUAAAA
Messenger RNA from Passer domesticus (house sparrow), 3190 nucleotides. RefSeq names its product proline rich membrane anchor 1 (gene PRIMA1). The coding region runs from base 257 to 730 and encodes 157 amino acids. NCBI's taxonomy places the organism in Eukaryota, Metazoa, Chordata, Aves, Passeriformes, Passeridae. The record is from RefSeq and is a predicted model, not a curated record. The transcript is spliced from 5 exons.